Molecule: messenger RNA, 2078 nt
Organism: Moesziomyces antarcticus
Lineage: Eukaryota; Fungi; Basidiomycota; Ustilaginomycetes; Ustilaginales; Ustilaginaceae
Exons: 1
Biological process (GO): regulation of transcription by RNA polymerase II
Source: RefSeq, a predicted model, not a curated record
AUGAACAGCUCCAACUCAUCCCACAACUUCCGCUCCUCCCCGGCCAACAGUCCGGCAUACGAGCAGCACAACCUCAACUCCUUCAACGCCCGACAACCGCCCUUCCAGCCAUCCCACUCUCACAGCCAGUCCACAAGCGUGCUUCUCAACUCGUCUUCACGCUCCGGCUUCCGUCCACAGUCGCAGCAGCUACAGCAACAACAGCAGCAGCAGCCCGGCUCCAACCGCUCCGUCAGCAUGCGUCCCAUGUCCGCUUUCCAGCCGCUCGACAAUCCUGACUACUACCAUGCAGGCGCCACCUCCAGCCCCACCUCCCCACGCCCGCCUUCCCCUACCGGCUCCACCGCAAGGUCCAUCCGCUCCACCGCCAACACCCCGCUCACCUUCAAGAGCCAGGACCUCCGCAGCGCCCUCGGCCUCCAGGAGUCCCAGCAGAAGAAGCUCUACAUGGAGGGCUAUCUCCUCAAGCGCGACGACCUCGGCACCGACGGCAAACCCCUCAACGUCGCAGACGACAAGCGUCGCUGGUCAGAGUGCUUCGUACAGCUCUCCGGCACCGUCCUCAGCCUCUGGAACGUACAGCAGAUGGAAGAGGCCGCCACCCGCGGCACCGAAGUGCCCCCCACCUACAUCAACAUCACCGACUCCUUUGUCGACUUUAUCGGCCUCCUCAUCGAAGACCCAAAACUCAUCCCCGGCAGCCGCGGCCGCUACCACCACGCCUUUGCCAUCAACUCGGCAGGCAACAACCGCACCAUCUUUUGCUUCCGCGACCCGCCCCCCUUCCCGCCCGACUCGCUCGAACAGUACCUCGCACCCGAACACCGCAACAAACCCGAACAUCGCACCGUCAUCGGAUGGCUCAACCUCGGCCAUCGCCACCUCCAGGCCUGGAUCAACGCCAUCCGCCUCGCCUCGUGGGAAAAGGUGCGUCUCGAGGAAAUCUACACCGGCGCCCUCAUCCGCGCCCGCCUCGGCGCCGUCGGUGGUCCCGCUUCCGCUUCCGCUUCCACAGAUGCAAAGCAGGCGCCCGCCGUCUCGGCUUCCGACUUGGCCAUCAAGUCGCCCCUCGUAAAGGGCAAGAUGGAGGGCUGGGUCAAGGCUCGCUUCAUGGGCUCCACCGAGUGGAAAAAGGUCUGGAUGGUCCUCACCGACCACAAGCCAGACGAGUCCGAAUUCGGCGCAAAGAAGAAGUUCUGGAAGAUCGGCUCCUCCGCCGGCGACCGCUCCAGCAUCAUGAGCGUCAACAGCGUCUCCACCGCCGCUCCCGGCGCUCCCGGCGCAGACGGCAAGGACCUCCCGCCUCCUCCCGGCAGCAACGGCGCGCCUGGCGUCGCCAGCUUCUUCGAGUCCAAGAAGGACAAGAAGCCCUUCGCCAGCCUCAUCUACGCCGCCCACGCCUUUGCCGUCUACCCCUCGCGUCCCGAACUCGUCGAGGGCUCGAGCCUCUUCAAGAUCGAAGGCGUCUUCCCCAACUCCACCGUUCUCUCCGCCACCCACCGCGUACGCACCACCGGCUGGGUCAUGCUCAUGCCAGAGCUCGACACCGCAGGCAGCAAGGGCGCCAACGCAGAGAUGAUGAAGUGGAUCAUCGCCUUCAUGGACGCCUUCAAGCUCUACGGCCGUCCCGACGCCUUUGUCUGGGAGGCGCGCGACCCCGUCUCGCCCUUCUUCGCCUACCCCAUCGGCCCCUUCAAGGAUCGCCUCUUCCUCGACAGGGAGCUCGCAGAGUUCCUCGAGAUCGCUCGCGAGGACCACCUCACCACCCGCUCCGCACUCCACGGCAUCAUGGCCGCUCGCAUGCGCGGCGAGCGCACAAAGAUCCUCCAGCCCCUCCCGCCUCCGUCCCAAAACACCGUGCUGCCCACCCGCGCUGCCACCAGCGUGCCCAUGGACGACUCUCGCUCCGCCGCUUCGUCCAACUCGCGCCUGCCGCCCCUCGACUUUGCCUCCAGCCAGCCCGCCGCACAGACCGCAGCUCCGGCGCUCGCACCCACGCACCACCAGCAGCAGCAGCAGCAGCAGCAGCAGCAGCAGCAGCAGCAGCAGCAGCAGCAGCAGCAGCAGCAGCAGCAGCA